Molecule: messenger RNA, 546 nt
Organism: Cylicostephanus goldi
Lineage: Eukaryota; Metazoa; Nematoda; Chromadorea; Rhabditida; Strongylidae
Source: the annotation of a GenBank genome assembly
AUGCACCAACUUACGCCUGCAACCCGUGGAAAGCGCCUAAUGCAAAGGAUUCACACACUCCAAUCCGAAGAUGGAGGAAGUGCAGGCGGGGAUUCAUUCGAUGAUUUGGACUUCCCCAGUGUCCAUCAUGACGAGGAAGAGGAAAAUCCCACUUCAUCAGAACCUGCCGAUAAAAAUCUCUUAUUCGUGCCAGGUUUUCAUGAACUCAAAUUGGGUGAAGGAGAGAAACCACCACAUGAAAAGGAUGCUGUUGAGAAGAUUAAAAUGCGUGCUCGAUCACAAAGUUGGAUGAUACGUACCACCAAAAUUCUACACGAAGCCAAAGCAAGAAACAAAUCCGCUCAUAUCAACACUGAUGCUCAUCUUCUCUUUCGCACUUUUCAUACUGGCAUUUCCAUUGAGCCUAUUCUUCUGGAAUAUCAACGAGCUGUAAUCUUCCGUGUCGGACGUUUGAUCAAAAGCGGAACGAAAGGACCAGGAUUAUUUUUUAUUCUACCAUGUAUCGACACAUGCAAAAUAGUGAGUGCCCAUCUCUACUUUCCGUAA